CUUGUGAUCAAUAUUUGAUUCAACAAGGUGUUGAUUUAAUUAACAAAGAAGGUCGAUGUUAUUGUUAUGAAACACGUAAAGCCGUUCAUAAGUGUCUUCGUGAUGAUAUCAGAGAUGCAAUUGCUCGCACACUUUUGGAAAUCCGCCUGUAG
Molecule: messenger RNA, 152 nt
Organism: Racocetra fulgida
Lineage: Eukaryota; Fungi; Glomeromycota; Glomeromycetes; Diversisporales; Gigasporaceae
Source: the annotation of a GenBank genome assembly